Messenger RNA from Dalotia coriaria, 2514 nucleotides. RefSeq names its product ADP-ribosylation factor-binding protein Gga (gene Gga). Gene Ontology annotation, molecular function: phosphatidylinositol binding; small GTPase binding; ubiquitin binding. Gene Ontology annotation, biological process: intracellular protein transport; protein localization to cell surface; Golgi to plasma membrane transport. Gene Ontology annotation, cellular component: trans-Golgi network. The record is from RefSeq and is a predicted model, not a curated record. Lineage: Eukaryota; Metazoa; Arthropoda; Insecta; Coleoptera; Staphylinidae.
CCACCUUUUCAGUCCUUCGCAACAACGCGCGGAUCGCCAUCCUCCAACGCAAUAAUCCUUAAAACAUAUAAUUACAUUCACAGUCAUCAAUAAUCCCGCACACGAUUCGCCACCGUGCGAAAUUCGUGCGUAAUUGACCUGCGAACGCAUAAAACAAUGGUAAUUCAAGUCUCCAGCGCGUAGUUAAAUAAAACACUAUAACAAACAAACGAUCGACUGAUAUCGGUCGGCGAUGUAAGGCAUAAGCAAACAUAUGAUAAUGUGGAUAAUGUGUCAAGUGGACGUUAUCGGCGCUGUCGCGAUUGUCGCCGUUGUCGGAUUUUCGCAUCGUUUCCAACCUCUCUGAGCCUCUCAAACAUCUCCGGCUGUUGAUAACGAGUAAGAGGAUAUUGAUGUGAAUAAUCACCGGUUUAAAUCAAUAUGGAUGUUGUAAAGAUUAGUCUGGAGGCUUUACUGCAACGCGCAACAAAUCCCCAAAAUGAAAACAUUGACACCGCCGCAGUGGAAGCCUUCUGCGCGUUAAUCAACAAAGAAAAAGACGGCCCACUACUCGCCGUCAAACUGCUCGCUACUCGCAUGCACUCCAAACGCGAGCUGGAGGCCCUUCAAACCCUUCACAUCCUCGACUACUCGAUGCAAAAGUGCGGCGCGUUGUUCCAGGACGAAAUCGGCAAGUUCCGCUUCCUCAACGAGAUGAUCAAACUUGUAUCCCCGAAAUAUCUCGGUGCGCACACCCCACUCGCUGUCAAACAAAAAGUCCUUCAACUAAUGUACCUCUGGAUGCUGGACUAUCCGAAACAAUCUAAGAUCAAAGACGCCUAUGAUAUGCUGAAGAAACAAGGAGUGAUCAAGGAUGUCCCCCUGAGUGUAAGUGCGGACUAUCAACUGGAGCGCCAGCAACAUAACACGAUCUUUCAGGACGAGGAGAAAGGAAAACUAUUGAAGAAGUUAUUACAGAGUAAAAAUCCCGAGGAUUUACAAGCUGCAAAUAGAUUGAUCAAAACUAUGGUUAAAGAAGACGAGAAAAAGGCUGAGUUGAAAAGUCGGAGAAUCUCAGAGUUGGAAUCUGUUCAGAAUAAUAUAAGAUUAUUGAAUGAAAUGUUGGAUUCGUUUAAGGUUGGAGUAUCCUCAACCGAUGAGACGGAGCUGAUUAAAGAGUUGCAUGAGAGUUGUGUGCGCAUGCGUCCUAGUAUUACUAAACUAGCAUCAGAGACGCAGCAGAAUGAUGAGAUACUGAGUGAGGUUUUGCGGAUCAAUGACGAGUUGGGGCAAGUGUUUGAUAAGUAUCAUGUUGUGAUGGUCCUCGGACAGGUUGGAAGGGAAUCAAGUGUUAGGCAAACGUCUUUACUAGAUCUUUCUGUUCUGGACAGGCUGGAUGCUAAAAAACUAGUAAUGUUGAUGUGUUAUGUGAUAUUCUAUCCGAUUGGUGAUGAUAUUCUGAAACCAACUGCUGUUGGUUUGGUUGCAGAAAGUAAACCGGAGGAAAGUGAUGAAUCUAAGAAGAAAAAAGCGUUUGAAACUCUGGAUGCGCUCAGUGAGACGUUACUAUUAGAAAAUUUACAAACUGCGACACGUCUGGGUAGUCAAUUCAAUAAAUCCCCCAAUGAUAAGAUACCGAUGAAUCUCCUGCAAAAGUCUCAAUCUCAAUCAUCUCAAGCUACUUCCAUAACUAAUCAUACUUUAAAUCCCAUCUCGUCUGUGACCUUUAAAAGUAAUAAUGUUAAAGCCGCGUUGGAUUUGGACGCGGAAUUAUCGCUAUUGUUAGAAACAAAUGUUGAAUCUCACCAUAAUGAAUCCUCGAAUGCGUUGGAUGAUCUGCUUGUUGAUAUCACGACGACUCCAGCGUCUACGCCUGCUAUGACGCCGACUGCGGUUCAAAAUGGCGGAACAUCAGCGUCUGGAACAUCCGAGAAAACAGAAAUUAAACAUACUCAUGAAACAGAUGAUAAAGUUCUUGAUACGUCCGCUGAGAAUAAGAACGCGUCGUUGAAACUGAGCGAUCUGUUUGUCGAUUUGAAAUCAAUUAAACCGAGCGGCAUCGAGCCGAUUGUGGCCUUAAACGAACAAAAUGGCGUCGCGUUGACGCUGCACUUUGCCAAAGAUAAACCGCACCAAGAUGUCUCAGUCAUGGUCGUUUCCAUAGCCAACAAGAACGAAUUACCGAUGAAGAACGUGUUGUUUCGUGCGAUUGUACCGAAAACGUGUAAAGUCAAGUUACAACCGCCAUCUGCAUCAGAUUUACCGGCGUGCAACCCAUUUCUACCCCCGAGCGCGAUAACGCAGGUAAUGCUCAUCGCCAACCCGGAAAAAAUACAAUUAUCGCUUAAAUUCAUCGUCAGUUACAACGUCGACGACGAAAUGAUGACUGAGAUGGGAGAAAUUGACGAGUUACCCACAUAACUUUCACAACUUAAUAACAAUUUACAUUAUUCGCAUUAAGAGGUAAUUAGUCGCUGUGAUUUAUAAUUUUUAUGUACAUAAUACAUACGAUAAAUAUAAACAACUUCAACCAAA